CGCGGCCACAAGUUGAAGAAUCCCGCUUUAGCACCAUCACUGCGUUCUUCCUUAAUGACAGAGCAUUCAUGAUACAACCGUUCUCAAGGAUCUCUUACCUGCGCUGCUUUCGCCCCAAGAUCUAACAAUGUUUGUACCAAAAACAGCACUUGGACAAGCAGCCGCUUUGCGCAAUCCUCGGAGACGACAACGUACGAACUCUGAUGAAACCACGCAACCACCAAAUGCGAAGCGCCAGCGCUCUGCUCUACGCCAGGAGUGUGUCGAUUCGUCCUUUGAGGUUCAAUCCAGGGGCAAAUCCAGAAAUUCAUCCCUGACUGCUGGAAAUCUGGACUCGUUCAAUACCGAGCUCCCUGCGACCAAAAUCGCGAACAUACACAAGGAUAUCCCCAUCAGGGCCGCUAAAAGACCCGGAGCUUCCAAGAAUGAAGUCGGCAAAUUAGUCAUUCUUUCACAAACAGAUUUCUACAAAGUUGAGCAGCUUCCAGCUCUGCCAGAUCAAGUUGUCGGCUUGCAGUCAGAGCCUCUCAGAGUUGUCUUUGGAAGCAGCUAUGGCCUCGCGCUAGCUUUGACACGAUCUCAUGCAAUAAUUUGGCCUUAUUCAGGUGAUUCGCAACUACGGAAUACGGAUAUUCUUACUCUGCCCCUACCGAAGUCAUACAUGCGAUCUGAUGAGGCGGCACCUCUUGGACAGCUCUUAUCAACUGCAGUAGGCGGAUCGCCAGGUUUGAUUGUUGUAACGCCUAAUAGUGGUCAUAUCGUAUACUGGGAGACUAUAACGAGUGCUACAUCGUUGGUUUAUACCAGGCAGAAACAGUCUGGCCUCGAGGGAAGCAUCAGUGGCCUCCUUUCCGGUGAGCACGCUACUGAUGUCAUCAAUUGCGAGCCCUCUGGAGUUAUCGUCAAAUUCUCCACGGGAAGAGUCGCUCAUGUUACUGUAAGAGAUCCGCAAGGUAAGCCAGCCGUAACGGCUAGCUUCCUUAGAAACCCUCCAAAUGGUGGCAGGAUAGGGUUUCUCGGCGGAUUAAGAAAUGCUCUUGGUGGGGGAUACUGGAGGAAAGACAUUGCGGCGGUACAAGCGGGCCAAUCGCAUCAGCGGGGACAGAGAGAUGUCAUCAUAGCCACGACCACGGGUUUCUUCGAGGUUUGGGACACUCACUGGAAUAAUGGAAGUUUGCUCAAGAGGCAAUUCGACGUCAGGCCCGUGAUUUCAGACGUCCUGGCACAGGGCGCGCAGCAGCCUGGAGAAAGUGAUAUCGAAAUCCUGGAUUUCGUAUUUACUACCGCCGAGUCCAACACUGACAAUAUUCAGAGUGGGGAGGCUAACACGUGGAAUGUCUUGGUCAUCGUGGCUUCGAGAGCAGCGGGCUCUCAAGAACUCUCCGUUCUAAAACUGAAGCUCUCCGAGAAGGUUCGGGUAUUGUUUAGUACUGCGAUAAACCAUCGUGGUCUUAUCCGAGAUCUCGAAGCUUCGCAGAUCAAGCUUUUUGUUCCUAACCCUGGUGACGUGGCGUUUCUCGUCGCUGGUCAAUCGGUCAUCUUGCUUUCAUUGUCGAGUCAAAAGCAAGAAUUGCUUGGCUCUACAUCGAACAACAAUCACCAGGCAGGAGCAUUCCAUGAUAUCAUCAACCUCCGGUCCGGGAAAGGGUACGACAUACUUGGUAGCGGUUGUGAAAGUCGGAUUCUGGAAGGGACCGAGCCCGCAUGUGUGAUUAUGGUCAGGGGUUUUGGUAUCCUUCGAAUCAGUGCCUUCGCUAAAGGGAGAGAGGCGGCAAAGCCAAGUACCGAGAUUCCUCAUAUCACUGCGAAACAUAGGAUCGAGCAGGCUAUUUUUUAUGGUACGAUCAUGGAAAAUCCAUUGGAUCUGACAAACAAAGAUGGCCUUGGGUUUCCCUUGGAGGAGGUUGAAGAGGCUGCUCUAGAGGUGGCCAAAGAAUUACUACAGUCAACUUCAAAAUACAUACCGACAACAGGUAUUUCUGUGGAUCAGAAUCUCAAAUUGCGAGCCAAAGCUUUUGAUGAUCUUUCCUCCUUGUUGAUGCAACAGCAUAAAGUCAUGAACCGCUUGGUGUGGUGGGAAUUGCUAUGGGGUGCGGAGAAAAUCGCUGCCCAGAGAGCUAUCUGGAAGCUUGAAGAACAUUGGCGGAAAGAAAAUGGCAGAGGUCAGACGCUGCUGGCCGACAUACUGGAAUCAAUGAGUGAGAGAUUCAAAACACACCGGAACGAUGAUGGUGAUCCCGUCCGUCAUUGGUUUCUCUAUGAUACAUUUCAAUUGGAACAUAUUGUGCCGUGGAUCUAUAACUCGAUAAAACCACGGAAAGGCAACAGCCUGAAACAAGGAUGGAAGACGGCCGGAAAGCUCUUAGGGGCUAGUGAUCUCUCUCUGGCCGUCCUAGAAACAGCAUAUCACUAUAGAGACGAGCACGCUAGUCGUUACGGAAUCGUCGAUGGCUACCUGGAAGACGGUGUGCUGACAGGCGACUACAAGGGCCUCUCGGAGUUUUGGACUUCCCGGGGCAUUGGCUAUGUCGAGACUAUACAUCUCUUGGACCUUGAACUGGACAGCUGCAGAGUCUGGAUUCAACAAAAAGCAACUUCCGCCGAUGCUCAGGAACUCGAUACAGUGAAGAAAAUAGGGAUAAACUGUGCCAGACAAUUUCAUAUCCUCGGUCAAGUGCACCGGGAGCGGGUCCGCUGGCUUGCCGCCCAAGAAGACACGAAAUUGGUUGACGAGGGCGUAGCCAUCGAGCAUACACAUGCCAAGCAGCGCAAAUGGCAGCUUUUCAAGCUCGCGGGUAUCGGUCAUCUGCAAGAAGCGAUUAGACUCGCAGAAAGUUUCCGAGAUAUGGAGGCACUAGUCGAGCUGAUUAUUGAGCUUCAAGACCAGACUAAGGGCCAGAGCCUUUCGCCGCGUUUAUCCAGCAAUGCGACUCGCGCUUUUGAGAGUGCUUCCGAUCAGCUGAGUAGAAAGAUAUCCGGUUAUUUUGACAGAUUCGGCCAGGCAUGGGCUGAGGCUUUCUUUUCCCGGCAAAUAUCUUUGGGCCAAGGAGGGGUCCUCUUCGCUAUGAAGAAGUUUCAGCCCUUCGUCACCAAUUUCUUGCGCGGCCAUUCGACUUACUCUAGGCUUUCUUGGAUCAACGAUGUUGUUGGGGAGAAUGACUACAACGCAGCCGCUGAUUCCUUAGAGAAGCUAGCCCUCGAUCAAGAAUCAGAUUUAUGGGGUCAUCGGCUAGAGUUAUCCUUGGCUAAACUCGCUAAACUCUCAGCGUGGGAAGAUUCAUCCUCGCCCGGCAAUCUAUCGGUACAAGGGGCUAUCAAGCGCCUCGAAGACCUUGCCGAAAUAGAUGCUGUGCAAGAGGUUAUAUUUGCCCACAUUGCACCGACAUUGCAAUGCGCCAUCGAUCAAAAGGCUAGGGUUGACAUAGCUGUUUCUGAGUUUGGAGAGCGCAUUUCGAAAGACCGACCGUCGCUCUUUGAAAUCUUGAAAGCAGCUCUUACGAAAGUAGUGUCCCGACAGGUCAUGGACGUUGAGGAGCUGGUGGAUUUGUUGACUCUGGCAAAAAUGCCAGGGUCUCCUGAUAACGACCACGAUGCACUAGUAGGGAAAGAGGACUAUUUGGCUUUGCGUGUCAUCCGUUUGAGUUCUUAUGCUCAACAGAACCCGCAGUAUGAUGCUGUUUUGCAGAAAUUGGUCUGGAAAAGGUGCUUAAUCAAAGAUGAUUGGGGCGCGACAGGAAAAGCUGCCGAGAACAUGGGAAGUGACUUCGAACAUCUUCUUCAUGGUACCGCACUUGCUCGCACCCUCAGCUGGUGUUACAGGGACGGCCUGAGCGAAGACUCUUGCUACCCCACACUUUAUAUUCCCCGGGCUCCACAGGAGCUCCUUCUAGACGGGUCAAAUAUUGCCCUCCUCACGGCACGUUUCAGUCCAGAGCGGCGAGCUCGUAUUCAUCAUGACCUUGAGAGAGAAAACUCGUUACUGUCACACUAUAUUAAAAGUGGAAAGCUUGAGUUUUGGUUCAAGACCCUGGUUGAGUCUUUACGGGCAUCAUAUCAGCAGUCCACGGUCUCUGCUAUUCAAGAUGAGCACGAUUCGCAAUCUGAAUUGCAGAUAGGCAGAGAUCCUGGGGAAUCACACAACAGGACACAGCUCAAAUGGCUGUGAGGUCGCUUGCUCGUAUCCUUGAUUGAUGGAAAUCCUUCAUCGUUGACCUCGUCUUCGUCGAAUACUAAUUGAUCCCGGGUAGGUUCAUGGGCCGGGAAGGCUUGCUAUAAUUCUAGCUAUGUCAAGUAUCACCAGGAAUGCUCAUGCAUGUCUUGCUCUAUCCGGGCUUAUGUACAGUAGUAUGCAACUUUGAAAAGGUUGCCGACAGUUACCGGCUAUGGGGAAGGCUGUAAGAUGGCCGCGUAAAGCUACCACGGAAGAAGAUGAACGAACAUGUAGGUACGACAGUGGGCUGUAUGUAGUAUAUUAGUCAAUGGAUUAACAUAGUAAGG
Molecule: messenger RNA, 4497 nt
Organism: Aspergillus homomorphus CBS 101889
Lineage: Eukaryota; Fungi; Ascomycota; Eurotiomycetes; Eurotiales; Aspergillaceae
Product: putative nuclear pore complex subunit Nup133
Exons: 4
Coding region: 128-4165 (1345 amino acids)
Biological process (GO): protein import into nucleus; transcription-dependent tethering of RNA polymerase II gene DNA at nuclear periphery; poly(A)+ mRNA export from nucleus
Cellular component (GO): nuclear pore outer ring
Molecular function (GO): structural constituent of nuclear pore; protein binding
Source: RefSeq, a predicted model, not a curated record